Mucor velutinosus is the source of this 783-nucleotide messenger RNA. It is a transcript of the gene spf31, whose product is annotated as DnaJ subfamily C member 8. The record is from RefSeq and is a predicted model, not a curated record. Bases 1 to 783 code for a protein of 260 amino acids. NCBI's taxonomy places the organism in Eukaryota, Fungi, Mucoromycota, Mucoromycetes, Mucorales, Mucoraceae. Gene Ontology annotation, cellular component: Golgi apparatus. The transcript has 5 exons.
AUGGAGAAUAUCUAUUCCGUCAGUCCAGAGGCUGACAAGCUGCGACUGAUCAAUCAAUACCUUCAAAUUGCGCUCUCUGUUGUCAUCUUUCUGUUUAUAUUUCCUACAUUUUGGGUAGCGAAUCGAGUUACCAAGGAUUUCGGUUGGGAUGUCUACAAGAGGAUUGGCAGCAGCAUUGAAAUACAGGAAAUGUACAUUCACUUGCAAUGGCUAUCACUCAUGCUAAAGAUUGACAUUUUCUUUGAGUUCAUAUCAUACGUUCUGCUCUUGUUGUACCAAGCAUUCAACUCGACUGUUGAGACACACAUCAACCUCGACAUGACGCCAGAUAGCGGUCUCAUCGUGUUCAUCAUUCUGCUGCUACCAUCAUUCCUGCUGUGUAGAUUUUCAGUUUCCAAAGAGAGCCAUGCGCUGAUGACCUUAUUUAUUGCGAUACAAAUUGGGUUCAUAGCAAACACUGUCUAUAUUAUCGUCACCACGUUUUCUGUAGCGACAUCAUGGUAUGCGUAUAUGAUGUACAGCGUAGGCGUUCUUAUUGCAGCAGUGGCAACAGUAAGCCUUGCAGUCAAAUGCCAAUUAAAUUUCGGUAAAGGGCUCAAAGAUUUUGUCCAGUGGCACCCAUGGAAGAAGGACAAAUCUAAAAGACGUUCAACAAAGUACAACAGCAUGCACGAAGCAGAUGAUUGCUACGGUGUUUAUGAUAGAAGGCGAAAUAGCACACCAAUAGACGAUGAUGAAUCGACUCUGCAAGUCGAUGUGCCUCAAAAACACGCCCAUAGCUAG